Molecule: messenger RNA, 291 nt
Organism: Fonsecaea erecta
Lineage: Eukaryota; Fungi; Ascomycota; Eurotiomycetes; Chaetothyriales; Herpotrichiellaceae
Exons: 2
Coding region: 1-291 (96 amino acids)
Source: RefSeq, a predicted model, not a curated record
AUGGUUCACAAGAUUCUUUUCUGGGCCGGUUUCGGCAUCGCCACACGCUUCGUCCAACUCGGCAUAGAGAUGAGACCGUUCUUUCAACGCGGCACGUUAUGGGUGUACCCGUUAUUUGCGAGCAUCGGGGGUUCGUUCGGUUAUUGGUUGACCGGCGUGGAAAAUAGACAAGUGAAGCUCCUGCAACAGCGGAAAGAGAUUAUAAUUGAGAAAAGACGGCGGAGAGCAGAGCGCGAAGCAGCUGCUGGCAGUCCCGCCGAGACCGCAGGCGUCCUGGCAUCCACGAGUUAA